Messenger RNA from Passer domesticus (house sparrow), 2615 nucleotides. It is a transcript of the gene USHBP1, whose product is annotated as USH1 protein network component harmonin binding protein 1. The coding region runs from base 307 to 2526 and encodes 739 amino acids. Gene Ontology annotation, biological process: negative regulation of canonical Wnt signaling pathway. The transcript has 15 exons. Gene Ontology annotation, cellular component: cytoplasm. The record is from RefSeq and is a predicted model, not a curated record. NCBI's taxonomy places the organism in Eukaryota, Metazoa, Chordata, Aves, Passeriformes, Passeridae.
GAACGGGGGGAACUGGGAGAGAAUGGGAAUGUGGGGGGAACCAGGACAGAAGGGGAGCCCCGGGAUAGAGCGGGACCUGCUGGGACCCCCGGUGUGGGACUGGGAGAGAACAGGAACCCCGGGGGGAAACUGGGACCUGCUGGGAGCCUGGGGACAUCCCGGAGCCCCCGUGUGGAACCGGGACGUGUUGGGACCCUCAGAGUGGAGCUGGGACGUGCUGGGAGCCCCAGUUUGGAACUGGGACGUGCUGGGAGCCCCAGUUUGGAACUGGGACGUGCUGGGAGCCACGGGCAGGACGAUCCCGGCAUGGAGGAGGAGAGCCCGGUAGGUGCCACCCGCUGUGCCCCCGGUGCUGAACCGGGCACGGCCACCCCCACGGGCACCCCCACGGCCCGGGCCCCGCGCGAGGAGGAGGAGGAGGAGGAAGAAGAGGAGGAGGAGGAUGACGAGGACGUGGCCGGUGACACCGAGGACAUCCCGCUGCUGGCAGGGGCGGCCCCGCGACAGCAGCGCCCCGCCAGUGAGGAUGAGGACGGCUGGGAGGCCACCCCCUCUGUCGCCACUGUCGCCGCUGCCAGCGCGGACGCGCGCGGCCCGGAUCUCUUCGAGCGCCUGCAGCACGCCGUGAGCUCCCUGGAGCGCGCCGUGUUCUCCCGCCACCGGCAGCCCCCGCCGUGGCCGCCGCCCGCCCCGGGCUGGCACCGAGCGCUGCAGAGCCUGCAGGAGCUGAGCCGGACACCGGGCUGGGCGCGCCGCUGGCGGCCGGAGGUGGCGGCGGGCCCGGGGCUCCCGGUGGAGGUGGCGGCGGCGGCGGCGAGGAACGCGAGCCUGCGGGCAGCGCUGGGCCAGCGGGACGAGGAGCUGGGCACGGCCGCGGCCGCGCUGCGGGCGCUGCGGGGCGAGCGGGAGCGCCUGCAGGGCAAGGUGCGGGACCUGCGGGAGGCUCUGGCCAGGCUGGAGGAGCUGGGGGGGUCUGGCAGUGACGUCCUCGGGGUCGGUGACACGCCCGGGACUGGCGACACCUCCGGGACCGGUGACACUCCCGGGGCUGGUGACAUCCCCGGGGUCGGUGACACUGCCGGGGUCGGUGACACCCCCGGGCCCAGCAGCCCCCCGGGGCACCGGCCCCGCGCGCCGCUGUCCCCACAGCCCUCGGCAGAUCCCGGCCGGGAGCAGGAGGAGCGGCUGCAGCAGCUGCAGGGGGUGCUGGCGCGGCUGCAGGAGGCGAACCGGGAGCUGCUGGCGGCGCUGGGCGAGUGCAAGGGCGAGGCGGAGCGGCUGAGCCUGGAGCUGGGCUGGAGAGAGGCGCGCUGCAGCGGGCUGAGGCUGGCACUGCGCUGCAGCGAGCGCUGCGGGGGGGCCUACGCCGCCCUCCUGGACCUGGUGCGGGCAAGGAUGGCACCGGAGGGUGGCACCCGUGGGGCGGCACUGCCCGGACCGUGCCCGGGAACCGCGGCGGAACCGAGCCCGGGCCGUGCACCGGGACCCGGCCCCGCCACACCGGAACCGAGCCCGGGCCGUGCACCGGGACCCGGCCCCGCCACACCGGAACCGAGCCCGGGCCGUGCACCGGGACCCGGCCCCGCCACACCGGAACCGAGCCCGGGCCGUGCACCGGGACCCGGCCCCGCCACACCGGAGCCCCCGGAGCCAGCGGAGCCGGACAGCCGUGAGGACCCCGCGGACAGCCCCCGGGGGAUGGAGGAGGGAGCGCUGCGGGAACGCAUCCGGCGGCUCCGCGCCGAGCAGGCGGCGGUGGAGGGGUCCCUGCUGGACGCCCCCGAGCCCGCGGAGCCCCCCCGGGAGCGCGACCCCCGGGGCCGGGCGGAGCGGGCGCUGCGGGAGGCGCGGGCGCUGCUGCCCGGCUGGAGGCGGCCGGACAAGGAGGAGCUGCUGCAGGAGCUGGCGGUGCUCAAGGAGGCGCUGGCGGAGCUGCGGACGCGGCUGCAGCUGGCGCAGAAGGAGAAGCGGGCGCUGGAGCUGCUGCUGGCCGCGCACGGGCCCCGCGAGGCCGCGCUGCGCCUGCUGCUGCGGGAGCGGCACCGGGAGCGGCACCGGGAGCGGCACCGGGAGCGGGAACCGGAGCGAGACCGGGACGGAGCCUCCGGCAGCAGCUCCGGCAGCAGCUCCGGCAGCAGCUCCGAGGAGGAGGCGCGGAUGGGCCGGGGGGCGGCGAUGGCCCCGGGGAACCCCCCGGACCCCCGGAGGACGAGGGAGGAGCUGCUGCGGAUCCGGGAGCGCACGGAGCAGCUGCGUGGCCGUGCCCGGGAGCUGGCGCUGGCCCUGGAGCGGGGCAGCGCUGCCAGCCGUGCCCAGCAGGGACACAGCGCCAGCGUCACCCUGGAGCUGCUCCAGGCGCACAGCUCGCUGGCUCUGGCGUACCGCGGGGCGCGGCGCAAGCAGGCGGAGCAGCUGCGGAGGCUCCGGGCGCGGGCGGCGGCGCUGCGGGGCCAGCACGGCCGCAGGGAGCGUGCCCUGGCCCGGACACUGCGGGAGCGGCAGCGCGGGGCGGAGACCUGCAUCUAGGGACACGGGAAUGGAUGGGGACAUCUGGGAAUGCAGGGGACAUCUGGGAAUGCACGGGGACACGGGAAUGCAGGGGACACGGGAAUGGA